Pseudopodoces humilis (Tibetan ground-tit) is the source of this 2004-nucleotide messenger RNA. It is a transcript of the gene MATK, whose product is annotated as megakaryocyte-associated tyrosine kinase. Gene Ontology annotation, biological process: protein phosphorylation. The record is from RefSeq and is a predicted model, not a curated record. Gene Ontology annotation, molecular function: protein tyrosine kinase activity; ATP binding; protein binding. NCBI's taxonomy places the organism in Eukaryota, Metazoa, Chordata, Aves, Passeriformes, Paridae.
CUGGGAGCUACCCUUAAAUGUAGUGCUUGGCUCUGUGUAAGAAGGAAAGAGACUCUCCAGGAGUUCAGGAAUCCAAGUCCAGGCUCAGCUGUGAGCUUCCCCUGACAUCGCUGCCCCUGGCUCCACAUGGCCACCGCUGAGGUGGCAGCAGGAGAGGACAGGGAGUCCCUGAUGCUCUGACGGUUGCCAUGUCUGGGAAGCACUGGCCCCCCGGGACGCAGUGUGUCACCAAGCAUGACCACAGCAAGCCCAAGCCCCGGGAGUUGGCCUUCCGCAAGGGUGACAUGGUCACCAUCAUUGAGGCUGUGGAGGGCAAAGGCUGGUACCGCGCCAGGCACAACGAGACGGGGCAGGAGGGGCUGCUGGCAGCCAGCGCACUGCGGGAGCGUGGGGCCAUCCGCGCCGACCCCAAACUCAGCCUGAUGCCAUGGUUCCAUGGGAAGAUCUCAGGGAUGGAGGCAGUGCAGGAGUUGCAGCCCCCCGAGGAUGGGCUGUUCCUGGUGCGUGAGUCUGUCCGGCACCCUGGUGAUUACGUGCUGUGCGUGAGCUUUGGCAAGGAGGUGAUCCACUACCGCGUGGUGCACGAGGAGAACACACUCAGCAUCGACAGCCAGCAGUACUUCUCCAACCUCAUUGACAUGAUUGAGCAUUACAUGAAGGAGCAGGGAGCCAUCUGCACCAAACUGGUGAAGCCCAAACCAAAAUCUGGGAUGAAGUCAGCUGAGGAGGAGUUGGCCAAAGCUGGCUGGUUGCUGAACCUGAAGCACCUCACACUUGGAGACCGCAUUGGGCAAGGCGAGUUUGGAGAUGUCCUGCAGGGCGAGUACAUGGGGCAGAGGGUGGCUGUGAAGAACAUCAAGUGUGAUGUGACUGCCCAGGCCUUCCUUGCUGAAACAGCUGCCAUGACGAAGGUCCGGCACAAAAACCUUGUGUGCUUACUGGGAGUGAUCCUGCACAAUGGCCUCUACAUUGUCAUGGAGUUCAUGAGCAAGGGCAACCUGGUGAACUUCCUGCGCACACGGGGCCGGGCGCUCGUCUCGACCCAGCAGCUCCUCUUGUUCGCCCUGGAUGUGGCUCAAGGCAUGGACUACCUUGAGUCCAAGAAGUUGGUGCACCGGGACCUGGCUGCCCGCAACAUCCUCAUCUCCGAGGAGAACGUGGCCAAAGUGAGCGACUUCGGCUUGGCCCGGGUCAACCCCAAGGGUGCAGAUGCCACAUUGCUCCCUGUGAAGUGGACGGCACCAGAGGCCCUGAAACACAACAGAUUCUCCUCCAAGUCGGAUGUGUGGAGCUACGGGAUCCUCCUGUGGGAAACCUUUUCCUUUGGACGGGCACCCUACCCCAAGCUGGCCCUGAAGGAGGUGACAGAGCUGCUGGAGCAGGGGUACCGCAUGGAUCCUCCCGAGGGCUGCCCACCCACCGUCUAUACCCUAAUGAAGAGCUGCUGGGAGUUGGAGCCAGGCAAGCGCCCGUCCUUCAAGAAACUCACAGAGAAGCUGCAGAAGGAGCUGAAGCACCUGAGGGACAUUUAACCCCCAUCCUGUUACCAGGACCCAGGACCUGAAGCCCCAAGACCCUCUAGGGUUGGGAGUGGUAGGGCAGUUGGGGCCAGGAACAGAAAGAAAGGCUUGUGGUGCUGCUCUCUCCCUGUGGAGAUGGGGCAGCAGCCUCCCUCCAUCCCAGCAUGGUCCUUCUACCCACCUCACAGCCCAGAGAAUGUUUCCAUGGGAUUGAUCUCCCCUGACCCACCAGAGUGGGGAGCCCAGACCCCAAGGGAGCCAUGCCCACACCCCCUGUGCUCAGCCCCAGGAGCAGAUGCUGCAUGUGGGGUCCCUUCAAGCUGCAACUCCCCAUGAUGAGAGACAGGACUGGAUAUUUCCAUCGGUGGAGGAUGAGACCCCAUCCUGACUCAGCGCUGCCCCAGCACCCAGCCCCACACAGGGAUGCCAGCACAGCCAGCUAAACCCCAUGGAUUUGGACUUUUUGAUUAAACCAAAGAAACUA